AUGGCGUGCAGAAGACACAUUGCGGUAAUUUUGGCGACUUGCCUCCUGUCUCAGGCGUUUGCCUUGCCUGCCAAAACCAUAAGAUGGCAACGAGAUAAUUUCGAUAACGAACUUGGAGACUACAAUGACAAGAUGUCAGACUUAACGACAUCGACUACAACAUCAUCAGUGACAAUUGACCCAUUUGAUGAUGACGAUGAUGAUGAUUUCGGCGAGUCAAUGGACUCGGCACCGACCACAGGGGGUAGCAGUAUUUUCAGUCUGCUGCGUCUCGCUGGAGCUCUAUUCCCAAGCUCUGGUGGCACCAAUAACGUGAGUCGCAUAUCAUGCCUUCAUAAUAACAUUAUUGUAAUAAGGCCUAAAUCGGACAGAUACGCCAUACUAUGCAUGUGUGAGUAAAUUUAGAACAGGAAAUGGAAGUAUUUUAGCACGACACUUCUAAAGGUUAUUACAAUAAGCGCCGGUAGGUUGUCAAUUAUGCGGUUUCGGUUAGCGUAA
Molecule: messenger RNA, 498 nt
Organism: Diatraea saccharalis (sugarcane borer)
Lineage: Eukaryota; Metazoa; Arthropoda; Insecta; Lepidoptera; Crambidae
Source: the annotation of a GenBank genome assembly